Messenger RNA from Cantharellus anzutake, 3490 nucleotides. RefSeq lists its product as uncharacterized. Gene Ontology annotation, molecular function: metal ion binding. The transcript is spliced from 11 exons. The record is from RefSeq and is a predicted model, not a curated record. Bases 214 to 3180 code for a protein of 988 amino acids. NCBI's taxonomy places the organism in Eukaryota, Fungi, Basidiomycota, Agaricomycetes, Cantharellales, Hydnaceae.
GGAAUAGCCGACAUUAAGUGCACGCUUUGUCCAUUUUCAGUGCCCUCAACAAAACCCCUUCUCAUCGCCUCGCGUUGGUGAGAGACACUGAGCGGACCUACUUGAAAAACUUGAAAAAGUGGCGUGGUUGUCCAAAGAGAAGCGCAGAGACAGAGAUUGUAGCGUAUAGAGCACGCUAUCUUGAAAAUCUCGUUAUAAAAAGAAGUGGACGAUAUGAACGGUGCAGCAGACGAGUCAUGGAUCCAUGAGCAGAUGCAGUUACCCUCGAGCGAACUGGGCACAAGCGCUUGGUACACUGAUCCGACCUCGUCAGCGUCCUCUCCCACGGCGUCUGGCUUAGCAACGAAUGGUUAUGACCCCCACGCUGCUGUACAUUCAUCCUAUGUUGUGGACAAUGCGUACCAGCAAUCGCAAUCAUCGUAUAUGCCUCAGUAUCAUCAACCAGCACCAGUAACUCGGCAUACGAUUCCAUCGCACAAUCAUCAACCCGAACGACCGCCGAUGACACAACACACUUCAUAUGAGUCCCAUCCUGAGAACCCGAUACCGAACGUUACUGUCCAUAAUUCUACAAAUUACACCACCCCCACGUCAACUAUUGAUCCGGCCACGUACUACGCUGGGUACACCGCACCGUCCUUUCCUUAUACUGCCACAUAUUCGUCUACGCCCUCUACGGAAGAAUCGCAUAAUCCUUACACACCGCAAACGUCGUACUCGUAUGGCGCUCUUAAUGGCACUCCCGUACCUGCUAUCUCCGCGCCCCCGCCAGCAGCAGAACCACCCCAACAAAUUACAAUUGACCCUGCACUCGUUUCGAUUUCGCCGUUGGCAAAACAGUACGCCGCUCCUCCCCCUACCACCACUCAAACGACAUAUCGUACCAUAUCCCCAUCUUCAUUGCAUCCCAAUAUCCCUGCUCCUACUGAUCCUUCUAGCUUCUAUGGUCAACCUCCCCGCCCUCAUUCCCAAUCCCAGUCCGCAACUCCCGCUGUAGCCCCAAAGCCCGCCAAAGCUCUGACGCCGCCUUCCUCUGCCCCGCCUAGCAUGUCCUCGUCAUCCCGACCUACGACAAUGAGUCUACUUCGCAAAGCUCAGCCAACAGCACUGAAGGAGCUGCUUUCUCCUGAAUCUCUCGAACGCUCACCAAUCGCCGCAGCGAACAGUCUAAUCAAAGCUCUUGCUCAGAUGGGUUUUUCAGAGACUUCUCCUUCCUUACGGAAAGAUAUACUAAAUGCCAUGCGUGAUAAUGCCGGAAAAGAUUUUUAUGAAGCUUGGGCGAAAAACCCAGAUGGAAUGGAAAUGUUCCGGGUUUGGCUAAAAUCAGCAUCGACGAAGAAAGAUGCAAAUGGCAGAAAGGAGGUGGAAGAAACCCUCAUGCCACUUCUCAAUGUGAUUGACCGACUUCCCUUGGGCUUUGAGGAACUCAGGACGUCAAGAAUCGGCAAGUUUAUAAAGAAUAUUGUUGCGGAUCCCCCGAGCAAAGCCGCGAAGGACCUGGCGUCGAUCCUUACCCAGAAAUGGACGAAUCUCAUCGCACAGCAACAAAAGAAAGCAUUAGCUGAAGACGAAUCCAAGGCAGGAUCUCCGCUCAGCCCUGCGGAUGCAGCGAACAAGAAACGAAAGGCUGUUGAAGCACCAACAGUCAAAACUCCCCCAAUGAAGAAACCGACCCCCCAAACGACAUCCGCAGCAACCACGACAACAACUUUGGUGAAGAAAGAGCCUGGUGUCAAGACCGAGCCUGGUGUUUCAACUACAACUACGACAAAAGCUGCCAAGACAGACAACUCGUUCUUCUCCGCUCCUAAGAAGAAACCGUUACCCACUUUCAAGAAAGUACCGAAAAAGGAAGAGGGCACGACAAGUCCCGGUGUGGCUCAGCCUUCGAAUGUGGACCCGUUCCAAGAAGCCCUAAAAGCAUUGACUGCCAAAGGUACACCAGCAGUCAAGAUGGACCCCACCCAGCCAGCUAGCGGGGCCAGUGGAUCAGGCAGUACUAGUGGCACUGGUGCUGAGAAAAUAGACAGUCCAAUGAGCGUCGAUACACCCCCUACAACCUUGAAUAUGAAUAACGUGGCGGGAAGCAUGCAGUCCUUGUUUGGAAAGCGCAAGAAGAGCGUGACGUUCCCAACUGACGACAAGCUCGAGUCCAUUCGAUGGAUAACAAGAGCUGAGUAUGGUGACGAUGCGUCUGAGCCAAUGCAUUCCUUAAACGGCGUCAAAGCGUUGGAUCGAGACGAAGGGCGUGCAUUGCAUGGCCACUUGUUCCAGGAAGCCAUAGAUUGGUAUGAACCUACACUGAUAGAAAUACUUCAAAAUGAUCUAGAGGAACGCGGAAUUGACAGCGUCGAGAAAAAAAUUCAAGAAGAACGCGAAAAGAAUGCCCUAGUCGCGUCUUACAUGUCAGACUCCCUCAUUCCCGAUUCCGCGAAUGAAUUGCAUCCCGGAAUCGGGACUUCUGACCCGGAUGCUCCUGCGCCGGUGGCGAUGCUUCCAGGGCCGGAGAUAAGCGAGAUUAUCGCAGGGCUGAACACAACCACUCCAACUUCUUUAGGUGACUUGCUGGCCCAGAUUACGCCUUCUAGUGCGAAUGCUGGCGCACCCGUAUGGGGUCAGCCGGCUCAGUCUCAGGCACAACCAUUCGGAUCAGCCGCCGGGGCGCAAGCGUUCAUGCAACAACUGGGAACCAAUGGCAUUGAUUUCUCACAAGUGCUUAGUGGAAUGACACCCGAGAUGUUGCAAGCGCUUCAACAACAACUCGCUCAAGCAACGGGUGCUGGGAUUGGGGGCAGUACUCCUGUCCCUGGCCCUGGAGUUGUGCCAAAUGGCUACGGUCAAGGGCCUGGUGACCAAAACGGUUUCGGUGCUCUGGGUAGUUUCGGAAACGAUGGGCAAUUUCAAUGGGGCACAGAUGGGAGGGAAUCCGCCAGGAAUGGUUGGGGUUCCGAAGGUGACGAUGGUUGGGGUGGUGAUAGUGGUGGUGGUAGUAGUAGCAGUAGCAGUGGAUAUAGAGGAAGAAGCCGUGGGCGAGGGAGAGGUCGCGGGAGAGGUGGAGGGCCAAAAGGUGACCGACCCAGGCCACUCUGCAAUUUCUUUGCUAAAGGAUAUUGUCGUUUCGGAGAAGCUUGCGACUUUUGGCAUGACCCUUCCCUCGCUCAUAACCAACGCAAACCCUAGCCUGCUCUAUAUCAUUUCACCUAGCUCUACCACCUUUUCGCAUCCGCCCACGUUGGCAUUCGCAUCGUUGAUUUAUUUCGCAAUUCACCAGCCUUCAUCUUCAUUUCCGCUGCCAAUUCAACGCCUCUUUGCACAUUGCAUUUUCUUUCCAUUUCAAUAACUUAUUACUCCCACCUUUUUUCGUGUAUCAUAGUUACAUUACGGCAUGCUUUCUACAAGCGAUUUUCUUGUGUUGUUCCUUAACUUGCCAAGCCCGUGGCUAUGAUAAACAUUUAUCGGACCAUGGCUACAAUAUUAUCACUAACAUGAG